Nicrophorus vespilloides is the source of this 732-nucleotide messenger RNA. RefSeq names its product vesicle transport protein SFT2B. Gene Ontology annotation, cellular component: membrane. The record is from RefSeq and is a predicted model, not a curated record. Gene Ontology annotation, biological process: vesicle-mediated transport. The transcript has 4 exons. Bases 209 to 691 code for a protein of 160 amino acids. Lineage: Eukaryota; Metazoa; Arthropoda; Insecta; Coleoptera; Silphidae.
AAAAUGUAUGCAAUCAGUUAUAUACUUUAACGUACGUCAAAGUUGUCACUUGUUGAUUUGGUAUAAAGAGCUGCUACCUGUUGAUUAAAUAAACUUCUGGUGUUGAAAGCAAAUAAUGCUUUAAUUACACACUUGCAGUCAUUACAAGUUAAUGUCAUACAUUUUUUUUAUCUAUAAACAAAGAUUUGGAGCAAAAUAACAUUUUAUCAUGGAUAAACUGAGGAGAGCCUUGAGCGGAGACGACGAAGAUGAUGAAGAGCGCGACAUUAUGUCCCAAUUCCGAGACAGUGCAACACUCAGUUGGAACACUAGAAUUAAAUGUUUCAUUGGAUGCUUUGUCGUUGGCAUCCUGUUAACUCUUUUAGGAUCCUUUGCCUUUUUCUUGGGAGGAAUCACAAUGUUCGCUGUGUUUUACACCCUUGGUAAUAUUGUCUCGAUUGCGAGUACUUUGUUCCUGGUGGGUCCUGUGAGUCAGAUGAAGAAGAUGUUUUCACACACCCGAGCAUUGGCCACUAUAUUAGUCAUUGUUACUUUCUGCUUAACCUUGGUGGCUGCUAUAAAAUGGCACAAAGCGGUUUUGGUAUUGGUGUUCAUCAUUCUUCAAUCUGCAGCUAUGACUUGGUACUCCUUGUCUUAUAUACCUUAUGCAAGGGAUGUCGUCAAGAAAACCGUUUCCGCUUGUUUGGUCUAAAAGCAUUUUUUUAAUCUCAGAUAUUUUAUAUUUAUAUUAAU